Halteromyces radiatus is the source of this 2407-nucleotide messenger RNA. RefSeq names its product Dihydropteroate synthase-like protein. Lineage: Eukaryota; Fungi; Mucoromycota; Mucoromycetes; Mucorales; Cunninghamellaceae. Gene Ontology annotation, biological process: tetrahydrofolate biosynthetic process. Gene Ontology annotation, molecular function: dihydropteroate synthase activity; dihydroneopterin aldolase activity; 2-amino-4-hydroxy-6-hydroxymethyldihydropteridine diphosphokinase activity. The coding region runs from base 36 to 2321 and encodes 761 amino acids. Gene Ontology annotation, cellular component: mitochondrial envelope. The transcript has a single exon. The record is from RefSeq and is a predicted model, not a curated record.
UUUUUUUUUUUUUUUACUUUUAUAUAUAUUAUCAUAUGGAAGAAACUCGUGAAUACGACAAGAUUCUUAUCAAAAACUUGGUUUUGAAAAAUGUUACUGGAGUUGAUUCAUGGCAACGUUUGAAAUCUCAACCUGUAGUGAUUACAGUGUGGUUGUAUACCGAUAUUAGUGCUGCUGGCGAAACUGAUCAUGUCACCAAUUCUAUUCACUAUGGCCAUGUCACUAAAGGAAUUACAAAGUUAGCUGAAACAAGUACCUUCAAGUCUUUAGAAGCUUUAGCUCAUGCUAUUGUCAAGUUAUGUUGUGUUCAUUUUGGUGCUGAACGAACCGUGAUUACCGUGGAACAACCUAAAGCUCUUUUACAUGCUUCUGCUUCAGGUGUUCAACUCAGUCGUAGUCGACAAGACUUUAACAAUGAUGAUAUUGUGGAAACUCUUGGGGAUGUAUCCAAACUUGGUUAUCAAGAUGUAGUAUUUGUCAAAGAUCUUCGACUUCAUACAAUUAUUGGUGUUAAUCCGUGGGAAAGAGAAGAAAAACAAGUAGUGGUGAUCAAUCUGACUAUCUAUCCUUCGGCAUUACUCUAUCCUUCCUCUAUUCAUUAUGAAGAUCAACAAAAAAAGUCGCAUCAUUUACGUACCAUUGUUCGCACUUUGACUCGACAUAUUGAAGCGUCUGGUUACAAAACUGUAGAAGCUUUUGCUGUGGCAGUGGCUCGUUUGGCUUUGGAAAAAUGUCAUGUUAACAAGAUUCGUGUACGUGUGGAAAAACCAAGUGCUAUUUUAUUUGCUGAUGCCUCUGGAUUAGAAGUGACGCGUGAUAUCAAGUGGUUACGUGAUGUUUUAGAAGCUGAAAAGAAAUCGGGUCAUCACUUUGCGCAUGGUGCUACUUUGGAAGACGAGAUCGUUGGCAAGAAUAUUCCAUCUUCUUAUACUCAUACUUCAUUCAUCGCUUUGGGAUCCAAUGUUGGAGAUCGUGUGGCUCAUAUUUAUCAUGCUUUGGAUUUAUUGGAAGAAGAAUGUAGUUCGGUUGUAGUGGACACCAGUUUUUUAUACGAAACACCACCAAUGUAUUAUACUGAACAGCCUGCUUUUCUGAACGGUGUAUGCAAAAUCCUUACUUCUCUCGAACCAGUUGAACUUUUGGCCAAAUUAAAACGAGUGGAAGAAAUUAUGGGUCGUACAGCAAGCUUCCGAAAUGCACCAAGACCUAUUGAUCUGGAUAUCCUUUUUUAUGAUGAUGUGGUGAUGGAAACACCUGAUUUGACGAUUCCUCAUAUCAGUAUUCAAGAACGUGAAUUUGUACUUUGGCCCCUUUGUGAUAUCGCUAAAGGAAUGGAACAUCCUCGAUUGUACAAGACAUGCGGUCAACUUUUAUCUCAACUCCUCAAAGUGACAGCGGAAAGUGAACAAGGACCUCUCAAGAUUGAAAAAGUGAUUCCCAUACAAAAGGACAAACAAAUCUGGCAUUGGAACUCUCAAACAUAUAUCAUGGGUAUUCUGAAUACAACACCUGACAGCUUUUCAGAUGGUGGAAAUUAUGUAGAUGUGGACAAGGCAGUGGAAGCGGCUAUACGAAUGAAGGAUGAAGGUGCAGCUAUUUUGGAUAUUGGUGGCAUGUCAACACGACCUGGAGCAGAUGAUGAUUUCCCUGAAGAAGAAGAAAUCCGACGUGUGGUACCGGUGAUUCGACGUUUACGUGAACAAGGAUUUGAUCUACCCAUUUCUAUUGAUACCUUCCGUGCAAAUGUGGCAGAUGCGGCAGUAGAAGCAGGUGCUACCAUGAUCAAUGAUAUUAGCGGUGGCUCUAGGGAUCCCAAGAUGCUUCAUGUAAUGGCCAAACAUAAAAUCCCAGUGUGCUUGAUGCAUAUGCGUGGUGAUGCCAAGACGAUGAUGAACAAGGAAAAUACGACAUACGAUAAUGAUGAUGUAGUGGAUGCAGUAUCUCAACAGAUUCAUGAUUUGAUUAAACGAGCUUUAGCAGCAGGUGUAUAUCGUUGGAAUAUUAUUAUGGAUCCUGGUGUUGGUUUUGCAAAAACAGCUGAACAAGAUUUUGAACUUUUACGACAUUUGGGUGAUAUGGUGGCUGAAGAUAGUCUUUUAGAAGGAUUCCCUACAUUGAUGGGCCCAAGUCGCAAGAAAUUCAUUGGCAAGGUGACUGGGGUAGAAGAAGCUGGAAAACGAUCUUAUGGUACAGCUGGUGCUGUUGCUGCAAGUGUCGCUGGUGGUGCAAAUAUACUUCGAGUCCAUGAUGUUCGACCAAUGUGGGAAGUGGCUCGUGUAUGUGAUUCCGUAUGGAAACGUGGUGAUCAUCGUCAUUGUUAGUGGUAGUUUUAGAUAGAUUUUUUUUUUGUAUAUAUACAACUAUUUGUAUUCAAAUAAAACGUUUUUGUCUUUUAUUUUAUCAUUCA